GGCUGUUGUCACGAUGGAGUUUCCAACUCAGUAAUCCAAGGACUAGACCCUGAGUCCACAAAGCAUGAUCUCCUUCUGUCCAGUCUGUGGCAAAGAUGUCAAAGGAUCAUUCAAAUUCUGCCCAUUCUGUGGCAAUUCCCUGCCUGUAGAGGAGCAUGCAGAAGCUCAGACUGGCCUUUCGCCUCCUGCGUCAUCCUUCCGAGGCUCAAGGAGAGGGCUGAACUCCAGUUCUGAAACCUCUCCCAAGAAAGUGAAACGGCCGCCCACUGUCACUUCUGUUCCACCCUCUGUCCUCUCUGGCUGUGACAGUUCUGCGUCUGAAGACACCUUUAAUUCUCCUGAGAGAGCCACAGGUACCUGGAGCAGACCCCCGACCCCCAGAGGCAGCCCCCAAUCCUCCAGACGAAGUCCUCAGACACUGAAGCGGAGCCGGGUGACCACCAACCUCCAGGCUUUGCCCAUAGGGACAAAACUGACAGACAAGAAAGGGCAGCACUGGACACUGGGGGUCCUCCAGACCCGGGAUGACCAAGGCAUUCUUUAUAAAGCUGAGCCCACUUCUGCCCUCCCCUGUGAAUCAAGGACUGAGAAGUAUAGAUUCUCACUCAAACUGGACUCCAAGGAUGGGCGCCUUUUCAAUGAGCAGAACUUCUUUCAGAGGGCAGCCAAGCCUAUGCAAGUGAACAAGUGGAAGAAGAAAUGCUUGGUUCCGCUCCUGGCCAUUCCCAUCUGCUUUGGCUUUGGCAUUCACCAGGACAAGUACAGGUUCCUGGUGUUCCCCAGCCUGGGGAGGAGCCUUCAGUCAGCCCUGGAUGACAACCCAAAGCAUGUGGUAUCGGAGAGAUGUGUGCUGCAGGUGGCCUGCAGGCUGCUGGAUGCUCUAGAGUUCAUCCAUGAAAAUGAGUAUGUUCAUGGGAACCUGACGGCUGAGAAUGUCUUUGUGAAUCCCAAGGAUUAAGUAAGUGAGGUGGCCCUGAUGGGCUAUGGCUUCACCUUCCGCUACUGCCCGGGUGGCAGACAUGUGACCUACAAAAAAGGCAGCAGGAGCCCCCACGAGGGGGACCUGGAGUUCAUUAGUGUGGACAUACACAAGGGAUGCGGGCCCUCUCGCUGUAGUGACCUCCAGAUCUUGGGCUACUGUAUGCUCAAGUGGCUUUAUGGGUCACUGUCAUGGACAAACUGCCUUCCCAACACCGAGGAGAUCACUAGGCAGAAGCAGAAGUAUCUGGGCAGCCCUGAGCUUCUCGUGGGACUGUGUGGCCACCGGAACAGGGGCUCAGAGACCCUGCAGGAGUGCCUGAAGGUGGUGAUGGCCCUCAAUUACGAGGAGAAACCGCCUUAUGCCACGCUGAGGAAUAAUCUAGAAGCCCUGCUGGAGGAUCUCUGGGUGUCACCCUAUGACCCCCUGGACCUCCAGAUGGUGCCUUAG
Arvicola amphibius (Eurasian water vole) is the source of this 1429-nucleotide messenger RNA. RefSeq names its product inactive serine/threonine-protein kinase VRK3-like. Gene Ontology annotation, cellular component: cytoplasm; nucleus. Gene Ontology annotation, biological process: signal transduction; peptidyl-serine phosphorylation. The record is from RefSeq and is a predicted model, not a curated record. Gene Ontology annotation, molecular function: ATP binding; protein serine/threonine kinase activity. Lineage: Eukaryota; Metazoa; Chordata; Mammalia; Rodentia; Cricetidae.